Molecule: messenger RNA, 1184 nt
Organism: Penaeus indicus
Lineage: Eukaryota; Metazoa; Arthropoda; Malacostraca; Decapoda; Penaeidae
Exons: 2
Coding region: 1-771 (256 amino acids)
Source: RefSeq, a predicted model, not a curated record
AUGAACCUGGCCAUCAAGGUCAGAAUUCCAGAAACGCCACUUCGUCAGAAAUCCGUCGAUUCAGAGGAAUGUCGGCUGUACCUGUUCAUCACCCUGGGUGUCGCCGGCGUCUUCUGCAUCUCCUCCGUCGUGUUCGUCGUGUUCACUCUCCUCCGCGGGCGCUCGUCCUCCAAGAAGGUCGGCCAGUCCGUUCCGGUGGCGCCCGUGGCCAUGAGCCCGCACAUGCCGCCCAAGUUCUCGUCCACAGCCUCCACGUGCUCUUCGUCGCUGCCUUCGCUGAGGGAGUCCGAGGUGAACGCCGUCGCCUCGCCCCUCAGGGACUUCCCCGUCCCCCCUACCGUCAGGCAGCGGAAGCGCGACCUCAACGCCGAGCUCCUGAACGUGUUCGGCGGCGACCAGGCCUUCUCCUACGGCUCGCACUACCCGGGUAUGUUCAACUACUACGGCUACAUGGUGGUUCCUCGGAAGGCCUCGGAGAAGGCGGAAAAGCGGUCCGUGCGGGCGCUCAAGAAGAGGCAGCGGAAGGAGCGGUCCGAGGCGACCUGCCAGUGCGCGUCGGGCCGCUGGGAGACCGACGACCGCGACGCCGACAUCUCGACCGAAAACCACAAGGCCAUCAUCCGGAUCUCUUCGUCGUCGUCGGAUUCGGACACCGUCCCGACGCCUUGCCUGAGCCACCGUCCGAAACCGAUGCCGCGGAUGAAGAAAGAAAGCGAAUACGAUAACAUUUACAGUGAAAUAUCGGUAGACGAAGAGCCUACUAUGGUCUGAGGGCCGAGGGGCUGUGCCGUUAGGACAAUUUGUACAUACUUGUGGAGGCGGAGGCAGGGAUUACUCACUAGAUACGCCCGCAAGGUUCGUGUUCAAUUCCCACGACGGCGGCUGGUGAUUGCUUCAGUAAGUCAAAUACUUUCCUCUGGGCUUUUUACGGAUGACCAAAAAUAGUCUAAUCCCCCUACUCUCAGACAGCGAAUGUUUCGAACGGAAACCUGGUCCGACAUGCCUCCGGGACGCCAAGGAUGCUGCACAGAAGCCGCUCCGUCGCUGAUUGUUGCCUGGGUCAUUUAUCUUUAGGAUUCCUAACAUGUUUAGCGUUAAGCGUAUCAGCUCCUGCAGGGUGUUGUACUGAGGUCGUUCAUUUCUUAAUUUCUUAAUUUGUAUUGCUGAAAUGUUUUACAUAUAAA